AUGCAGAUCCUUCCUCGUCGCGUUGCACCCGUUCAGAUCCCUUCCUCGCCGCGUCGCCUCGCCCAGAUCUCGUCCUCAUCGCGUCGCCUCGCGCAGCCGCCUCCAUCCUUCCUCUUUCCCUUCCAUCCGUCGUCGCUGUUGCCGUCCCGGAGCAGAUUAACCGCGUCCAUCGGCCGUCCCGAGCAGAAGGAAAAGAAAAGUGAGAGAGGAGAGAAGAAGGGUCUUGGAGAUGGAGGGUCUCCGAGCAGAAGGAAAAGAAAAGUGAGAGAGGAGAGAAGAAGGGUCUUGGAGAUGGAGGGUCCCCGAGCAGAAGGAAAAGAAAAGUGA
This is a messenger RNA of Linum trigynum, 327 nucleotides long. The record is from the annotation of a GenBank genome assembly. NCBI's taxonomy places the organism in Eukaryota, Viridiplantae, Streptophyta, Magnoliopsida, Malpighiales, Linaceae.